AUGGAUGAUCUAGCUCUCCUUGACCUGUUGGAGUGUCCUGUGUGCUUCGAAAAGCUCGAUGCCACAGCGAAGGUGCUGCCUUGCCAGCACACUUUCUGCAAGCCCUGUCUGCAGAGGAUCCUGAAAUCCCAGAAGGAGCUCAGGUGCCCCGAGUGCAGGACCCUCGUCCUCUGCAGCAUCGAGCAGCUGCCCUCCAACCUGCUCCUCAUUCGCCUCCUGGAUGGAGUCAGGUGCGGACAAAACGUUACCAGGUUUGGCUCGAUCCAGAGGUCGGGGGUCCUGUCGUCCCCUGCCUCCAUCAGGAGAGUCCCCAGGGGGUUGCAACUUCAUCAGCAUCGGCUGGCGACAAAUCCCAGGAUCCACAUGGAAGGGGUCCCGCGAGCCAAGGCCCUGUACACCUACCGAGGACACAACCCCGGGGAGCUGAGGUUCAACAAGGGGGACAUCAUCGUGCUGCUCCGACAGCUGGAUGAGAACUGGUACUUGGGGGAGAUCAACGGGGUCAGCGGCGUUUUCCCAGCCAGCUCCGUCCAAGUCAUCAAGCACCUGCCCCUGCCAGCACCCCUCGGCAGAGCACUCUACGGCUUCGACCUGAGGAGCAGGGAUAAGACCGAGACCAAGGACUGCCUGACGUUUCACAAGCGGCCGGUUGUCACCGUACGAAAUGACAAAGAUUGGGCAGAGGGAGAGGCAGGCAACGAAGCGGGGACCUUCCCCUCCUUCUUCUUCCAGCCAAACACCACUGCAAGGCAGCUCCUGCAGACCAGCAAAAGCCACUGGUCCCCUCAGUUUAAGUGCGCAUCCCUACGAACGGCGUCUCCCAAAGCGAAGGGCACAGACUCGCCAGCUUUCCCCAAGGUGCCCGACUCCAGGCGGAAGAGCCUGCGGCAGUUCUCCAUCACCACCGCCCUGAACACCCUCAACCGGAUGGUCCACGCGCCCGCGGAGCGGCAGGCGCUGGAGAUCAGCUCCCCCGUGCUCAUCAGCUCCAGCAACCCCACCGUGGCCACCCAGAGCAGCGAGAAAGUGGAGUUUCCCUACAGCACCCCUCUCCAGGUCAGCACAUCCUACUACCCUGCGCCAGGAUCGUUGGGGCACUCGGCAGCCAUCGUCACUCUGCCCCACCUGCAGCACCACAUAUCAGCUUAUAUGUGCGUGGCUCUCCAUUCCUACGCGGCUCACGGACCGGACGAGCUGGAGCUGCAGAAGGGAGAAGGGGUCCGCGUCUUUGGGAAAGACCACGACGGCUGGCUGCGGGGCAUGUCCCUCGUCACGGGGAGAGUGGGGAUCUUCCCCAGCAACUACGUCGCUCCCCUCUUCAGGAAAUCUAAUCUCUCUGACUCGAAGAUGCCUUCCCUGUACACCUCAUGGACGCUAUCGACCUCCUCGCUCUCCUCUCAAGGGAGCAUCUCAGAGAACGGCCUGAGACAAAGCAGACCCCUGAAAGCGGCGCUGCUGCCCGUGCCCGUCCCCUCGCCCGGGAGGAGCAUGGCCACAGCGGCCUCGGGACAGGCAUCGCUGCGGCGCGGACGCGGCAGCACCAGGAAGAAUGGAUCCCUGCAGAGGCCGGGGCAGGCAGGGACCCCCGUGCAGGUUGCCGGCUCCCUCCGGCGUCCUCCCACGGCUGCGGUGCGACCUCAGCAGUUUCAGCUUUAUCAGCACGUCAGCCCCCAGCCGCUCGGCAUCCCUCCGGGAGCUGGCGUGGCCGAGGCAGGAACGAGGCCAAACUUCUCCCACGAUGCUUCGCCGGCACUUGCGGUCAGAGGAGCGGAAAGCAGAACUCCCUCUGUGUGCAGCUCGGUGAUCCUGGAUGCCAAAGACCCUCCAGCAAAGAGCGAGGCAGCUCCAAAGCCGCCUGCGUCAGCCCCGCCAUCCAUCCUGGUGAAGCCAGACACCUCCCGCAACAGCGCCGAGAAGCAAGUGAAGACGGUGAGGUUCCAGAACCACAGCCCCCCGCCGCCCAAGCGGCACAGCCUGCAGCCCUCCCCGAGCCUGCCGCGCAGCAGGACGGAGCCGGCGGCCGCAGCGGAGGCUCUCCUGCCAGAAGCCAGCCUGCCGGGCCCCGAGCUCCUGGUGCUCUACUCGCCCAGGACCAGCUCCAGCCCCCUGCACCAGCGACGGGCGCUGCACCCGAAGGCGCUGUCGCUGGACCUCUCCGGGCAGCUGACCUUCCCUGUCAAGAAGAGCUACAGCAGCAUUUCUGCAAACUGACGGGGUAACUCCUCCGCCCGCUCGCCUUCGCGCGCCUGCUCCUCUCCUCCCUCCUGCGAGGGCUGAGCACCCCAGACCCCGCGCCAGCCUGCCGCCCCCACCGCUCCCCGCCCCGUGGCGAGGGGCAGGUGUUGCCCACGUCCCCACAUCCCCACGCCGCCGGCACCCUCAGGACCUGCAAGUCUGAGGCUUGCAGAGAGCUGGGGGAGCUCCCGAGGGAGCGGGACGGGCCAGGACAGCGUCCAUCCCCGCACGGGAGAGCCCCGUCCUGGCCCCUGCUGCCCGAGCGCGGCUGGAGGAGCCCCACUGCCCCAGGGCUGCGGCGAGAGACAUGAACGGCGUUUGCGGCAUCCACAAAACUGGUGUUCCUUGGUGUCGUGUAGGGCUGCCCGCGGGGCACCGGAGGAGGAGCAGGAGGGGGAAGAAAGGUGUGCACGUAUCAGAAAUAGUGAAACUUGUUUGGAUCUCCUCGCUGCUGCGGGAAAGCCCACAGGGAUCAAAACACUGGUUCAUUACCUUCCUGCUGCUGCAGGAUAAAGAAACCAUAACUCAAAAUCAGUCAGUUCCUAGCCGACGGUUCGUGUUGCCUUUUGAGGGGGGUUCACUCAGAUUUUUUGUUAGGUUGGUUGCUUGCUUGCUUUUUCUCUUUGGUUUUAGUCCAGGAGUUUUAACACAGAAUGCAGUUUAAAAGGUGACUUGGAGAGGAAAGGGACAAUGGAAAGGGACGUGCCAUUACCGCAGUCACUUAGACUCUGCAGACAGGGGUACUGAAUCUUGCUUCUCCUCAUUGCUUGGUUUCCUCUAAUUACCUGUCAGCUACCUCCCAGCAGUCCGUGAGCUCACUCCAGCUCCUUCCCCCCGCCCACCCACUCAGAUAUCGCUUCUGUAAAUAUCCCAAGUGGAAUUCACGGGUUUAACUCUACAUUAAGAUGCAUGAAACGCUGUCUACGUCACAGAAUUCAGCAUUCACCGUGCCGCAGACCACCCCCCUCUGCCACGGCAGCACCAGCUCGUUUCGGCUGUCCCCAUUUCAAGCAUCUCCUGUGAAUCCACAGAAAAGCAGGCAGAGCCGGAGGCUGUGCCCGGUUCGCCAGCUGGGGCUGCUCUCCAGCAAACCCGUGCACAACAGCUUUUGGGUUUCAUUGCUUUUAUUGCCGGUUUACAGACCAGCAAUUCCCAUCCUAGCCACAACCACCGACCGCUGGAUCUCCUAACCGCGGUAGCUGUGCUUCGUCCAAAACUGCUGUAAGAAUCACAUCCUCGGUUAAUCGCACACAAAACCCAUGAGAUUAACUCCACUGGUCAACAAAACUCUCCGAGGCACUGGCACAGCCUCAGAGAAGGAUGGUUUUUUCUGGAACUAAGAAAAGGGAAUGCAUAAAAUCAUUUACUACUCUACAGCCCCUGUUGUUCUACUCUUUCAGCUUUUUCUGUCUGUGGAGCAGGAAGCUGGCAUCUGCCCGCAGGGAUCUGCAGUAGCACGGAAGCCACCAGUGGCACAGAUGAGUUCUUCACCUUGUGCUCUCUGCCACUGUUUAAGCUCCUGCAGAAAGAUCCUGACAAGCUGAAAAUGUGCAGUUGCCCAGGUAUAAAAGGUGGCACAAGCUGCAAAUAACAGGGUGAACGUGACUCUCAGCAAUGCCACCUCAAAGGCAGCUGAACAUCUCAGAGAAGACGUGCCAGUUCUUUGCCGAAGACUCCUCUCAUCCCUUUAAGACCGAACCAGAAAACCUCGUACGCUGGCUCUAUAACCAAGAGCACCUCCGCUUCUCCCAAACACAUUCAGAAAUAAAUAGAAUUGCAUUAGGUACGUCCAGGACCAGCUCGGGUAGCAAUUUAUAGUGUCGGUUUGGACGGGAAGGAGGGGCUGCCUGCUCACGCCUGGCUCCGGAGGGGAUCACGCACUGCGUGCUAACGAGAGGACAGACGGCUUGGCGUGACCUGACCUGUAAUCCGCUGACGAAGCACCUAAUGCAUUUCAGCAGCUGACCUCCCACGAGGCUCACAGAAGACGGUGGCAUGGGUGGUUGGAACUACGCGAGAAUUAAUUACGCAGAUGGAAAUGCUGGCAAAGAAGGAGCAGUAGGAAACGUGAAGCCCAGUGAAUACAUGGCAGGGACAGAGCGUGUAGGGAAGGAAGGGGAAUUUCUGCGUUUUACUGCCCCAAACACCAGCAUCCUCACCUUGCGCCACUAUCACAGAGCCAAGGUCUAACGGGACUGCCCGGGUCGUGCUGUUUGCUGAGCAGGGUGACGCGGCUGGGGCAGCUGGGCCGUGCCCUGGGGGGGACGGGCCGAUCCCUGCACACACACCGCAGCUGAUGCCGAUCCCGAGGUUUUACACCCUGCAGCGAGAGGCAGCCGGAGCCCCCCCGGCCCCAGCAGAGCUCGGGGUCCCCAGAGAGCCCGGAACGAGAGGAUGAGCCAGGGACUCUGCUGCGGCUCCGAUCAAAGAUCUUCCCUUGUUAUCGGCAAUUAACCCUGCCCUGCGAGACCCCGGAGCCUGUUUCAUCAGGAGCUCAGAAGGAGCGUUCCUCGAGGCCAGGGAGCGCAUCAAUAACUGCUGACGCUCAGGAGGGAGCUCAGCGCAGUCUGCAUGCAGAGAGGCAUUUGAAGAUGAGGGGCAAAAAGGAAAGAGCGAACCAUAACUCACCAGGGGCUUCAGACAGAUGUACGCUGAAGUAAGUCACCUUGUAAGUUUGAUCUACAAGUGGGGCAGGUUUUCCCACGAGAGGCAGGCGUGCGAGGCCAAAGGAAGAAUGCAAAGUUCAGUUUGGGGCUGCAAAACGCAAAGCUUGGAGAGCAAGAGACAGCAGUGACUGCAGGUCCGCUUCUCACGCCUGGGCCCUGCCACCGAAGCCCAGAUACGAGGAGAGACAGCCCCUCCUUUGGCCCGAUUUAUCGGGCGUGCUAAGCUUCAGGGGACACCAAGAGCAGCAGCAGAAGCCAGAGGUGCUCAGCGUGCCUUAAGGCUGGACAAGCCAUAGAGUCUUUCUGCACAUCUGGGCUCACAACAGCUGGAUACCGCUCACAUUACCAGGUCAGAACAUCGCCUUGCAUGGAGCAAAGCCACCCUCUUACCCUCUCGUAUCAAGACAAACAGCAAUAAGGAUUCACAGCACCCAUGCACACAGGGAAGCCUGCAAAACCGUUCAGCCCGUUGCACAACAGUCACGUCCGAAGACAAACACACCAAAAAGCACCACAGAUCUCUCCUGGCCUUGGCCCUUGACCCGCUGCACUAUGACAACAAGUGACAGCAGCGGGCUGAUGGGGACAGAGAGAGCUCUGACACUCGUGCGCACACACGGUCACGGGUAACGGCAGGGAAAGGAAGCACUGACAGCGAAACUGGUGCUUUGGUAAAAGAGCAGGCAGCUAUUUUGGGACUGAUCUCUCAGUUUCUUGCACAGGAUAUUUCAGUGCUUUGAUGCUAUGGUGAUAAGUGCCCUAAAUAUAUUCAAAAUAUGUAGGGAGAGAGAAUGAAACCAAGACAUAUUUUAAAGCAACAGCUCUAACAAGCGCCUUGCUCCCACAGACGUACCUGCCCGCUGGUUUCAUACUGCGGCCCGCUGAGCAAAAUCGCUCAGUGCUCCUCGCCUUCCCCACCCCUCCCCUGGCAACACCCUGGAGGAAGCAUCCGGACGGCGUUACUUCACCAGGAACAUCCCAAGGAAGAGGGACUAGAGCUCAGACCUUUUUCUUCCAAAAGCCCAGGCUAAAGCAGGACCACCUGGAGCCAGCCUGGAGCAUUGGCACGAGCCCCGAGCCAGGCAGUGCCCAACAAGUGGCCCUUGCCCACACGGAGAAGCUGAUCACGCUGGGGAAGACACCGACGGGGUCUGUCUGGGAACACUUCUUUAAGUGCACCAGACUGAAAACAUCUGUUCUGGAACAAUCACUCCAACCACCUUUCCUCUGCAAGCGGAAUCACCACACUGCGUUCUUGGAGCAUGAGCAAACUUCACGUUUUUUGUUCCUGCUGACCUGAAGCACACUGCAUUUUCCAUGAGGAUCUGCUCCAAACCCCUGUCCCUCUCUGGCUGCUGUCAUCCAAUUUUUGUUUGGGUUUUUGUUUGGGGUUUUUUUGUUUGUUUGAAUUGGGUAGCAAUGAAAAGGGAGGCAUCACAUGUUGGCAGGAGGGUGGUGGCUUUACACAGAGGUGGGCGAGCUCUUCAAGGGUUUCUGUUCUUUUUAGAUACAUAUUUCACUUCCCUCGUGUCUUCCCACCCUCCAGACUCUCUUCAGCCCAUUUCCCAGCGAGGAGAGGUUAGACAGCAGCACUGGGACCCUGUUUUGUGGUUCCCGAGUUGGCCAGGAGGGCGGAAGGCCACCCCUUUGCCCCCAGGGAUGUGUCUCAGCGGUACGGAGAGGCUGCUCCCAGCCCUGUUUUACCACAAACCAUCACACGAAGCACAGAGUGCAAAGAAAACAACGUUAGGAAAGGCAAAACACAGUUGCAGCUGUACUGCAGCGUGAUGCAUUUCUGUAACGAAAAUUCACGGUUCUCUGCCUACCCGGCCGAAGGUGCAGGCAGGCUGAUCUGGGCUCUGAGCACCCGGAGCAUCGCGUUCGGCAGCAGAGCGCGGGAAAGGAGCUCUGGAAAAGCGCGUAAAGCGGCACAUGGGGAUGGAGGGACCAUUAAUGUACCUCUCAAGUUCUGGAAUUGGGCUUAUUUUCUAUCUGCUCAUUCCUUAUGAUUAGUUAAUGAAUUGGAGCCCGUUUCAGAUCAUUCAUCAGCUCAGCUUUAAUUGCCUGCCUAGCCUGGCAGAAACCUUGGAGCGCUUCAGUAAGUGACCUACCCCCCGAGCUUGAACCGCAGUCACGUUUCCUGACAAAUUAUGAGCAGAGGCAGCAGAGGUAAGAAAACAUAACAUUAACCAACUCCGUCCACAUCCUUCAUGCGGAGGAGGCCUCCCUGCCCCAGCCAGAAGCAUCCACUUGCCACAAGGAAGGUCGAAGUGACGACGUUCCGUCUCAGGAGGGAAUUCUGCAAGGCCAUUUCAGAUGGCAAUGGCUGCUGCACCGCUGGCAGACCGCUCCCCAGGAGCCCGAGAGCCGCAGCCGGGCUGGGGUCCACAGAAGGUCCCCUGGGAUCAGUCCCUGCUCCGUGACCAGAGGAUCUGGUGAUCCCUUGGUCAGAAAACUCGAGUCACGCAGGAGGCGGCUGUGGGCACGCAAAGCCUUCGGCGUGGCGCCUGGCGGGGGGCCGCCGGCAGCUGCUCUGCCCGCAGCGGGGGACGGCCAGGCUGGGGCUGGACCGGGGCUCCGGCAGCUCCAGACACCCGCGGAGAGGAGGGUGCUGGGGUGGCUCCGGAACCAGGAGAGACCCUGCCUGGCUGUGAUUUCUAUUCGUCUUCCAGUCGCUGAGCCUUCGCAGUCAUUCUCAAGAGGUUUUCCCCAUGGCCACAAGGCUCCUCUUUUCAUGUGGAAGUCAAGGGGAUUUUUUUUUUAUUUUUUUUUUAACAUGACCUCAUGGUUCCAAGAACCUGGUGCGUUAGAAAAAGUAUCCUAAUGCUGAUAAGCUAGUGAAUGACCACAGUGUGCAGGACACCAGGUAUUUGCUUCUUCCACUCUCCCAACAACCCUGCUCUCCCCUUGGGAAAGGUCCAUUUUCUAAAACUAGCAUUAGAAAAACACCUUUAAGGUUGUAGCACAUUCAGGCUUCUAAUCCACGCUGUGUUCUUAGUCACCAGGUGUUGUAAUGAACACUUAUUUCCAAGCAUUUUAUUUCCUGACUCCAUCCUGUUCAAUUUUUCAUAAGCCACCAAAGCAAAACUGUUCAAACACUGAGCAUCUCCUCUAGAUGCAGAAAACCCAAGAAAUUAGUUUGAGAAAAAGAAGCCUGAGAGAAUAAGCAGCCUUUACUGAAGAGCCCGCAGCGGCAGGAGGGGUGGCCCAUCGCCCCAGCCCUCCUCCAUCCCCAGCUCUAGGGAGGAGGAAUGCAAACGUUGGCCCCCAAACAUUUAAGCUGGAAGCACCAGAGCAGCCCAGGAACGUGUAAGUUCAUGUGUACGUUUAUCAUUAUUUUAGGAGGUUUAUUCGUUGUCCAAUAGUUAUGGCAGUUCAUUUCUGCAACUACAUGUUUUAAGUGUAAUAAGAGCGAUAGGCUUUCAGUUUUUCAGGUUUUUUGCCUUAAGUCUCAGUAUAAAAAGAGUCCCCAUUUAAAAAGUAACAUUUCAAAAUAUUCAUAAGAUCAGUGUUUAGAACCCAAAACCGUCCAGGUGAAGCGGCGGGGACUUACCAGCAAGGUCAGCG
Messenger RNA from Grus americana (Whooping crane), 8468 nucleotides. RefSeq names its product SH3 domain containing ring finger 2 (gene SH3RF2). Gene Ontology annotation, molecular function: protein phosphatase 1 binding; ubiquitin protein ligase activity. Lineage: Eukaryota; Metazoa; Chordata; Aves; Gruiformes; Gruidae. Gene Ontology annotation, cellular component: nucleoplasm. The record is from RefSeq and is a predicted model, not a curated record. The transcript has 10 exons. Gene Ontology annotation, biological process: negative regulation of apoptotic process; protein ubiquitination; positive regulation of JNK cascade. The coding region runs from base 1 to 2211 and encodes 736 amino acids.